AUGGCUGCCACCCUUGUCUCAUCUCGUCCAAGCGCUUCUUAUCAUCUGACCCAGUCUUUCCGGGCGCUGUCGCCGUCCAAAAGACAAACCUCCACUCCUUCACAGUGCACCUCAACCUGCGAUCCUGUCCAAAGUGAAGUGAACGAUGGAUGUCCUAUUACCGCAUGCUGCACCCAGUCCUUUGAAACAAGCUACUACGACUGCCUCUUAUGCGUUGGCACUGCAGAUAAUGCUACAGAUUACUCACAGGCACAAACCGAUCUAGACAACCUCUACGUCGCUUGCUACAAUAACGGUUAUUCACUCCAAGAGCUCACUUUCCCUGGUCAAAACCCAUCACGUACUCUCUCAACUUCUUCCCCUGCUGGAACUCCUACCAGUACUUCACCUGCGUCCGUGUCGGUACUUACAUCAGUGUCGGCACCUACGUCCAUCUCACAGACCACUAUAUUGCCUUCAAGUACUUCGCCCGCCUCCUCUGGGACGUCGACCUCUGCCAACGGCACUGCGACUUCGUCCACGUCCACGCCUACUAGUACAACCUCAAGUGCUGCGCUGGGGCUAAGCGUAGGAGGAAGCGGGGUCUGGGCUUUGGUUACUGCUGCUAUAGGGUUGAUCGUGUUGCGGAGUAACUGA
This is a messenger RNA of Suillus subalutaceus, 636 nucleotides long. RefSeq lists its product as uncharacterized. Bases 1 to 636 code for a protein of 211 amino acids. The transcript has 3 exons. The record is from RefSeq and is a predicted model, not a curated record. NCBI's taxonomy places the organism in Eukaryota, Fungi, Basidiomycota, Agaricomycetes, Boletales, Suillaceae.